UGAGAGCAUCGUCCCGCCCUGCAGAGGCGAUGGCCGCGCGGAACGCGGCGGGGGCUGGACCGGGCUCCCUCGCAGAUGUUACAGCGCAUAUCCUGACCUGCUAGGCAGAGGAGGGUGCCGGCGCCAGGCACCCCGAGGUGAGCAGCCCUGCGAGAACGCUAAGGGCCCUGCCUUUUAAGGUCUCCACAAGACUAAGCCACGUUUCAAGGCUUGAUUCAAGUAUCGCUUGACCCUAGGGAAGCAGGGAAGUACCUCCUCUCCUCUGUUUAACUCUAUGCCUGCACUUCUCACAUCAUAAUUAAACUACUUUAAAAUCUUGUUCCUCUUCCUUCUAUCAUCUUACUCUCAAUUAUAAAUUAUGGAGGAUAAAGAUAAAACAAUUAAAUGUGAAGAUUCAGAACCAUCCGCAGAGUGGAAUCAUGCCUCUACAUAUCAGGAAACACAGGAGGAAACAGUUAUGAACCCCAAAGGUACAGAUGAAAAUGAACCAACAGAAGGAAGUAACCUACUGAAUAACAAUGGAAAAAAGCUACAAGAAACACCAACUGAAUCAAAUAUUUGGCAAAAACUAAGACAAAUUUUUGCUUGUCCUCCACAUGGUUUGCUGGAUAGAUUAAUAACAAAUGUUGUCAUCGUUGUUCUUCUAUGGGCUGUAGUUUGGUCAAUUACUGGGAGUGAAUGUCUUCCUGGAGGAAAUCUGUUUGGAAUUAUAGUCCUAUUCUACUGUGCCGUCAUUGGAGGUAAACUUUUGGGGCUCAUUAAGCUACCUACAUUACCUCCGCUGCCUCCUCUUCUCGGCAUGCUGCUUGCUGGGUUUCUCAUAAGAAACAUCCCUGUCAUCAAUGAUAACAUACAGAUCAAGCACAAGUGGUCUUCCGCGUUAAGAAGCAUAGCCUUGUCUAUCAUAUUGGUUCGUGCUGGCCUUGGGCUUGAUUCAAAGGCUCUGAAGAAGUUGAAGGGUGUUUGUGUAAGGUUAUCCAUGGGUCCUUGUCUUGUGGAGGCGUGCACAUCUGCUCUUCUUGCCCACUUCCUAAUGGGUUUACCAUGGCAAUGGGGAUUUAUACUGGGCUUUGUUCUAGGUGCUGUAUCUCCAGCUGUCGUGGUGCCUUCGAUGCUGCUUCUGCAGGGCGGAGGCUAUGGUGUUGAAAAAGGUGUCCCAACCUUACUUAUGGCUGCAGGCAGCUUCGAUGACAUUCUGGCCAUCACUGGCUUCAACACAUGCUUGGGUGUGGCCUUCUCCACAGGCUCCACAGUUUUUAAUGUCCUCAGAGGAGUUUUGGAGGUGGUAAUUGGUGUGGCAACUGGAUCUCUUCUUGGAUUUUUUGUUCAGUACUUCCCAAGCAGUGACCAAGAUGGACGUGCGUGGAAGAGAGCAUUCCUCAUUCUGGGGCUGUCCGUGCUAGCCGUUUUCAGCAGCGUGCACUUUGGUUUCCCUGGGUCAGGAGGGCUGUGCACGCUGGUCAUGGCCUUCCUUGCAGGCUUAGGAUGGACCAGCAGAAAGGCAGAGGUUGAAAAAAUUGUUGCAGUUGCCUGGGACAUCUUUCAGCCCCUUCUCUUUGGACUGAUAGGAGCAGAGGUAUCUAUUGCAUCUCUCAGACCUGAAACUGUAGGCCUUUGUAUUGCCACCCUGAGCACUGCAGUAUUGAUACGAAUUUUGACUACAUUUCUGAUGGUGUGUUUUGCUGGUUUUAACAUGAAGGAAAAGAUAUUUAUUUCUUUUGCAUGGCUUCCAAAGGCUACAGUCCAGGCUGCAAUAGGCUCUGUGGCUUUGGACACAGCAAGAUCGCAUGGAGAGAAACAGUUAGAGGAAUAUGGAAUGGAUGUGCUGACAGUGGCAUUUUUGGCCAUCCUCAUCACAGCCCCAGUUGGAAGUCUCCUCAUCGGUUUAUUGGGCCCCAGGCUUCUCCAGAAAGCUGAAUACCAAAAUAAAGAAGUUCAAGAAGAGGCUUCUAUACAAGUUUAAAGGUGAAAAGAGAGAAUGCUGAACAUAAUGAUUAGAAAACUAUUACCAGAGGCUGUAUUUAUCAGGAGGGAUAUUGAAACAUGGGAUGUUUAAACUUAAAAAUGUAAUAGGAUCAAGUGUGGCUAUUUCCUUAAACAGCAUUUUAAGUGAUUACCCUUCCCAUGUGGGUGGUAAUAUUCUACAUCUCCAAACCUGAUUUCUACCUUCUUUUUUUUCCAAACACCAUCUCAUGUCUUAAUUUGCAUAGGGACAUACAAUGUGCUACUACAAUUUAAAAUUCACUUGGGAAAGGCCAGGUUCAGUAUCCUGUUCUGCUAGGCAACAGCUUGCCCAAACUUACUGUUACUGCUAGUUUCAUGAUUCAUGGUCACCUAGCCUCUCAGGCCUUGAAUUGUGUUUGGUUCCUCUUUUCUUCUUUAUUUUUAAAUACCAUAAUGCAGUCCCUAUCAGUCUCUACCCUCACUCUCCCUUCUAAUCUUCGUCUUCUACUUUUCUACCUCUCUUACUAUCUUUCUGUGAAUUAUUGCAGCUUGAUUGGUCCCACCAAAAAUUUAAAAGCACACAAAGGAUCUUCACUGGUUCUUUCUUGCACGUAUCUCAAUGUCAAAAGAGCUUGUGCUGUAUCCUCGCUAGCAACAGAGUGCCCCAUUUCAGCAGCCCAUCUGCAUUUGCUUUCCCCUAAGGAGUACCCGAAACCAGCCCUUUCUUGUUCCUUGUGAUCCACAUCUUUGGCCUCUUCCUGUUUUCUAGGUGAGAGAUAGCUAAUUUUCAAGUCUAUGCUAACGUUAUGGAUAUCAUAUUAAUCAGAGUAAGGGAAGCUGCUAUAAUGAUGAAAUUAAAAAUAGAGUACUUAAAAGGAAAUAGAAGUUUAUUUCCCUCUCACAUAACUUGAUACUGACAGGGUUGCUCUCUGCUCAUGAGGUUUACUCUGAGACCCAUGUAUUUCUGUCUUGAGGCUCUGACAUGCCCUAGCUUAUGACAUAGGUUGAAGAUGGAGGUCUCCCAUGUCUCUAGCUCUCAGAAUGAAUGGAAAAUAAAGUCCAAGGGAAGCAAUUUAUUUUUAAGAAAGUGAUGUGGAAGUUGACUACAUCUCUCCUCUUACAUUCUAUUGGUGACAACCAUCCCCAUUUCUGAGGAGGCCAGAAAGUGUUGUCUUUUGCUAGGCAUUCACAUUCCUAGGAGGAAGGAGAGAUCAGACUUGGGAGCCGGAGGUGCCAUUGUGUUGGGUGCUCAUAUGGCUUACUAGCAUAUUCCUACAUGUUAACAAGGCUUUCUAAAGAUAGUACCUUAAAGCAAAAGAGUGACUUCUGUGGCAGCAAUUUCAAGCAUUGUGAUAUGCAGCAGAAAACAUACUGGUAUAUUGGUAGAAAGGUUUAUAUGUGUAAUCACAUUUUAUUCCACUUAUUCAACAGAACCUCUCAGCUUUUGUGUAUCACCAUAAAUUCCUCUUUAAGUCAACUCCUGCCUAGUUGCUAGAAUAAUCAUCUUCAAAUGAAGUUUACAGAUUUAUCUGCUUAUAUAUAUACCUGAAGCAUUUACUACUUGCCAUGUUCCAUCUAAACUCUUUAACCUAUAAUUCAAAGUUCAAUACUUUCAUGCAGUAGAUAUUAAAUAUGUAUUAAAUGAAUAGAUUAUAAAUAUUCUAAUCCCACCAAGCAGGUCUGCAUAAAGCCUGUCCACUCUUCUCUCAUCCUUAGACUACCAGUCAGCCCUUCACCUUGACCUCCACGUCUGUUCAAAACUAGCUUUUUAUUACAUUAACAUAAUAAAUAUGUUAUAAUAUUUGUAUUAUAACUAUAAAUUAUACACUAAAUUUAUAUGAAGCUGUAAUAGGUUUCAGUUUUUAUGUCAGCUUGACUCCAAUUACUCUAUGGUACUGUGCUCCCAUUUUAUUUGUAUUCUCAGUUUGGACUGGAUUAAUUUAUACCAGAGUUCUGAUAGAUAUUUCAAACUGAACUUCAUUGGUUAGAUGCACCUUUGCAGUGGCAAAAUGACUUAAUGCUCAUCUGGUCCUCUAUUCUAGUAGUCUCUGAAACUAAAUUCCUUCAACAAAUAACUUACUGAAAGCCAUCAAUGAUCCAGACAUAUCACCAAGACAAUUAUUAUUCCUGUCCUUAAGGAUCUGACAGUCUGAUGGAAAAGAUAGACAAUUAAACAAGAGAUUUCAAAACAGUGUGUGGAUAAAAUUGUAGUAUUUCCAGAAUAUCUCACCUGGCUUUAGUGCAUCUGCAUAUCAACAGGCAUUCUUCAGGGGUGGAGAAAAGUAUGGCUUUUAGUAUAUCUGCAUAUCAAUAGGCAUUCCUCAGGGGUGGAGAGAAAUUCAUCUCCAUAUCAAUGGGUAAUUACCUGGGCAACAGAAGGCUUAUCUGAACCUGAGAGGUGAGGGGAUGGCUGGUUUUGCUUCUGCCAGAGCAGGAAAGAGAAAUGGCCCUGGACUGCAGUUUGUAAGCAAUAAACAGAUUUUAAACUUUAUUUCUCUCUUUGACUGAUUUCAGUUUUAGAUAUUUUGCCCCAGGAUUUCCUCUCCCUGGAGUUACACAGUGUGGUAAGUGCCAAGAUGUAGGAAGUCAGGGGUGCUCGGGAGCUCGUAAGAGGAGCACCCAGGUAAUCUAGAAGGUGUUGCAGUUCAGGCACAACUUCCAGAGAAAGCAGGCCUCCACUAGCACAUGAGGGAUGACCAGAACUUAGACAGCAAAAGGCAUCUGAGGCAGAAGGGUGCUGCAGUUAGUGCUGGUUCCCAUGUUCACCAUUAGUUUUUCUCUAAGUAACAGGCUUUGAAUAGUUACUAACUUAAACAAAAUAUAGUUAGCAUAAGUAAAUGAGAAUGUUGUUAUAAAUAUGAAGGCCUCAAAGAGGCAUUAGAAAUGGAAAUUCACAGAGUGUAUGUAGAAGUUGAAGAGCUUAUUAAUCACUGCCAAUAGCCUAUUCUAUUUUUUACAGCGUGCAGCAACUUCUUUCUUACCUCUCCUUGGUGGGCAGCUACCAACCAAAUCUCUGAGACUCUCUGUCCAAUAUUGGGCCCUGCAGUACUCACCAGCUUAAUCACCACUUUGUAAGUCACAGCUCUUGGCUUGGUUGGUGAACUCAGAAUAAACUAGAUACAGAGUGUUGACUCAGGCCAACCAAACUUACCCCACCCCAACCACAGAUAGAAACAAUUACUCUAACCUCCGAGUCUCUGAAAGGGAAUGUAUGUUCCCUAUAUAUACUUCUGUCACAGCACUUACAACUCUUUUUUCAGUUUGUUUACAUGUUUGCCUCCUAUUAAACAGCUUCUUAGGGGUUGGGAGCCUUCUCUUGGUCAUCUUUGAAUCUCAGCUCUUUGUACAGAGUAUGGAAUACAGUGGGUGUUCAAUAAAUGUUUACUGAUGCAUCAAUCAUUGAAUCAAUGAAUCAAUCCUCUUGCAGUAUAGAAAACUACCUGCCACAUAACAGUUCAGUUCCUAGUUACCAUAGUCUGCUCAGGCUGCUAUAACAAUGUAAUAUAACAUAGACUGGGUGUUUUAAACAAUAGACAUUUAUUUUCUCACAGUUCUGAAGGCUGGAAACCCAACAUGAGGGUACCAGCAUAAUAGGGCUAGCUUACUGAUGGCCUCCUUCUCACUGUGUCCUCACAUAGGUGGGAAAGAGAUGGGAAUGGAAGAGAAUGUGUAAGCUUUCUGCUAUCACUUAUAAGAAGGGCACUAAUCCCAUCUUGAGGGCCACACCCUCAUGACUUCAUGUAAACCUAAUUACCUCUCAAAGGCUCUAUCUCCAAAUACCAUCACAUUGGGGGUGAGGGCUUCAACACAUCAACUGGGGGUGGGGUACAAUUCAUUCCACAUACUUCCAAAGUCACUACUAACAAACAUUGUAAGUUCUUGUUCUUCACUUCUCUUUUUAUUCCUGCAGGGUCAUUACAAUCCAUCUCCCCUCUGGGAAGUAUUUUUCUUAGGCAGACUGAUUAGGUUUUAGCUUUUUAUUUCAUAUUCCAGUGUUUUUCCCCCCCUUUGGUAUUAAUUCCAAAUGACCUUGAUUGUAUCAGACAGAAAGACAGAUAUGAGCAGGAUGAAAAGAGGGUGAGGCCCACCAAGAACUCAGGGAGUUUAUCAGAUUAAGUCAAGAGAGCCAAAAGGGACUCGUGCCCUUUGCAAUGUGAGUUCAUUCCACCAUGCUCUGAAUCUGGGCUGACCUUGAGACUUGCCCUAGCUAAUGGAAGUGAGAGAGGGCAGAGACAUGAGACAAGAAUCAUAAUUAUUUUCCUAAAAAUUGCCAAGAUUAGGACAAUAAGAACAAGAGCGGCUUAUCUUAAGACUAAGAUUCCACUUAUAAAAAAAAUGUGAAUUGGGAAGUUAGACUAACAUUCUUUGGUAAUCAGCCAAUGGCUUAUCUUAAGGCAAGGCAGGCAGUCUUAACUGAUCUGUUCCCAAUACUUGGGAGUGGCCACUAUCUUAGAGAAGAACAAAAGGUUUGUUCUAUAGAAUUAGCUACAGGACUGGCUAUAGACAAUGAUAUAUUGUCUCUCACCAGAGAUAAACAUCAUGAGACCGCCUAACAAGCCUAUGCCCCCCAACCCUUUACCUUUAUCCCAUUCUUGAAACUCCUUAAAGACAGAAUCCCAGCUUCUGGGCAUGCCUCUUCCUCUAUUAUGUUGCCUGCACUCCCCUUUGUUGGAGUGUGUAUUUUUAAAAGACUUCUUACUGCUCAACUUACUACAUUUUGUCUCUGUGGUCUUCCAGUGGUGUCUUUGUCACUUCACUAUUCCAUUCUAUUUUUCAGACUUUAAGCGUAAGUCUUCACUCUGUCCUACUCCAGAUAAGCAGGGAGGGGCUCCUGAGAGCUCUGAUACGGGCUUACUAGUUCCCAUGCCCUGGGUGACCUGGACAGAACUGUGGUAUACAAUCAUAAUCCUUAGUAGCCUGCCUGAAAAUCUCCUCUCUUUGCCUUAAGGAAGUUCUCAGAACAUAAUCUCACUCCAUCCAGUGCUCUGUGGCUCCCCGAUCCUGGGGUGGUAGGGACUUACUUCCCAUGGCAUGCACAUUCAAGCAGACAAUGGACACCAGAUGACACUGGCUUUAGGAGUUGGCAGGGGAUGUGCCCUAUCCUGAGCAGCAGUUUAGUGAACUUCCCUUUCCUCCCUCUAUUUUUCCUUCCUCUAGGCUUCAUUUGAAGUAAACCUGCCUUUAUCUGCCUUGACUCUAUCCCGUUUCUCCCUUAGAGUAUAUUCAAAUAAAACUUUCAUUCUGCAUCACUACUGUAUCUCUACCCUUCAGUUCUUUGUUGUGGCAGGAACAAGAACUGAGUAGAUCAAACUCAUCACUCCAACAAUUAAACUUGGCUGUCCUCAAUAUCUCCCGAGCCGUACAUUUACAAAUGACCUUAUCCAUUAUAUUCUUUAAAAAUAGCACUGACUUUUUUUUCUGAUUACAAAAUAAUACGUUUUCACUGCAGAACGUUUAGAACACAGAAAAUAAAGGACGAAAACUAUAAGUACUCAAUGUAAACAGUCAUUUUAUUUUGAUUCUUUUAAAUUUUACUCAGAGUUCUGGAGAUGACUUAUUUUCAGAAAGUGUGUCACUCACUGAAUUAGUUGGGUCAGAGGCAACAUAAAUUUAUUUGACUUCUGUAAAGAAUAAAUAUAUUGAAGUUUUGUUGUAUAUAAUGAAUGCUAAGCCUUACAAAGAAAUCAUAUAUUCACCUGGUAAUAUUCAAACAUUCAUUUUGUAAUAAACAGAUAAAUCCUUGU
Molecule: messenger RNA, 7688 nt
Organism: Manis pentadactyla (Chinese pangolin)
Lineage: Eukaryota; Metazoa; Chordata; Mammalia; Pholidota; Manidae
Gene: SLC9B2
Product: solute carrier family 9 member B2
Exons: 13
Coding region: 359-1963 (534 amino acids)
Biological process (GO): proton transmembrane transport
Cellular component (GO): membrane
Molecular function (GO): antiporter activity
Source: RefSeq, a predicted model, not a curated record